AUGGAACAUUUACCCCUACCCGAAGGAGAAAAGCACUUCAUUGUUGCUCCGUACAACGCUCCUCCCGGCGAGUGGUACGAUCACAAAGGCUUUCUAGACUUUCCUAAGCGACGUGGCUGGACCAGCGACCAGCUUCCCGGCGGUGACACCUCCGAAAAGAGAUAUCUCGACGGGAAUGGGUUCAAAUCGAAAGGCACCGACUCGAAAGUGGAAGAGUUCUUCCAGACCUGGCUCUUCUUCGGACUGGUCAUUGAAGUGUUAAAGGUUGGCGGUGUCAGAGCCAAAACAGAAGAUUUCCUCGAGGUUAGAGAUCUGACAGACCCUGGCGAAGUGGAAUUUCUCAAGUUAUCAACACAAGGUGACAUUCACAAACAAAGACGAAUAAGGAUUGUCAACACGUCAAAACUUCCCUGUAAGCUAAAGGAAUGGAGAGAUGGGAUACAGGAUAAGUCUCAAGCAUGGACGGUACUGAACCGAAUGUUUGAGAGGGCCAGACAGAUCCUCGACUGCUUUUGCACACCAGAUGAAGAAAGGAGUCUUUGGGAAAACGACAAGCCUCCGCGGUGGCCCGUACGGCAGGAGAUCUCUACGACUCUGAUCGCCAUGGUCUUCUCCCUCCGCAGCGCAGCGAUCAAGGUCUGCGAUCCCCGUGGGAUCGGCGUGAUGAAUCCGUGGCUGGAGGCUCGUUCCGAGAUCUUGGCCAGACGUCUACAGCGCCAGUGGUGUCUCGCUGAUGCGACUACCAUCAUAAAGGACCUCUCGAUCGACGGCCACUACUACAUUGCAGCGUCUCCUGGGUUGCACCCUGAUGAACUGGAUCGACAUUCAAAGUGUGUCAGGCAGCGUUGCCUCGAGGAAUUCCCUACAGAGCUUUACCACCCGCGGCAUAUCGCCCCCUGGCAUAAGGCCAACUGUCCCACGGGACAGACGAUCAGCUAUGGCGGACAGCUGGGACCAGAAAGAGGCCAGACGGGAUGGGACGAUGCUAUCGCAAGAAUUAUCGAUAAGAAUGCCAUCCCGAUUGCGCUUUGGGUCAAAGGACUGCGCACGCUUUGGUCGGUGGAAUACCAUUUAAGUGGUAAAAGGACUCCUUCUUAUGUGGCUAUAUCACAUGUGUGGGCUGACGGCAUGGGAAAUCGGGCGGCAAAUUGGCUUCCAGAAUGCCAGUUGGACCGCAUCACGCAUCUCGUGGAAAAUGUGCGGUGGGAAGGCCGAAAACCUACACCAGCAGACCCCAAUCUCUCGGAUGGAGUGGGGUUUUGGAUGGACACAUUGUGCGUCCCUGCAUUAGACAAAGACCGCAAGCGCGAGGCGAUUAAGAAUAUGCAUCAUGUCUAUUCGAACGCAAAAGCUGUCUUGGUCCUUGACAAAUUCAUCCAGAAAAUCCCAUCUACCGCUCCCGUGCUGGAUAAGGUCGCUCGUCUCUAUCUGUCCAACUGGAUCAAGCGUCUCUGGACCCACCAAGAAGGGUUUCUACCAUCCCUAGUAUACAUACAGUUCGCCGAUCAGCCAGUCGAGUUAAACGCACUGGCGGAAGAGUUCAAAGCCUAUAAUCUUGAGCACCUGGAAACGUCAGGAAAGUAUCUCGGAUUCCCCUUCGCGGCGAAUGCAAGGCUGCUGGACCUGUACUCUGCAUUGAGAGACCUUAUGAAGCAAGUCCAAGACGAGGACAAGUGGAUGCUCUAUGAGCCUCUCGCGCACCAUUUGUCACCACGUAGGAGUACACGACUUGCGGAUGAGACCGUAUGCAUGGCGACGAUUAUCAACAUCGACCCUAGCAAAAUUCUGGCGGUUCCAGGUGCUGAAGAUGAUGAACUCGCAAGGGACCGCAUGGCUGUUUUCUUGGAACAAUUAGGAACGUUUGACAUGUCCUUGAUCUUCAACAAUUAUGAACGCCUAGACAAGACGGGAUACAGGUGGGCUCCGAAGUCGUUGCUCAACUUUCGGACCCCUCGGCUGGUCUGUCCGGACGAGAGCGAGACCGUCACUCUCGAAAAGAAGAACGGCCGGACUGGCCUUCCAGUUCGGUAUCCUGGGCUCCUGGUGGACUUUGCCAAUAAGAAUGUGCCAUUUGGAGCCCUGAAACAUGGCUGCGAGGUCCAAUGUAGAGUGCCAGCCGCCCGGGGGAGCAGCCUUGAUGGCGAAUCGCUUGUUCUCCAGUUACCGGCAAACGACGUGCGGUGGGCCAAAAGGCAGUAUGCCGUGAUUUUGUCCGAGAUCCCUAAAGUCGGCGGAAAGUCUUGUCCGGCAGUUGUGGGCUUGUGCAAUCGCCCGGUGAAUGGGAUUUACUGGUUUGAGCACCUAUCUUUGGCGAGAAUUCGAGCUCGGGAAGAGUAUGUGGAUGAGUCGGUGGACGUGCAAUUUCUUGAGAGAGAUAGUGCCUGGUUUGUCAUGUAA
This is a messenger RNA of Aspergillus pseudoviridinutans, 2397 nucleotides long. RefSeq lists its product as uncharacterized. Bases 1 to 2397 code for a protein of 798 amino acids. Lineage: Eukaryota; Fungi; Ascomycota; Eurotiomycetes; Eurotiales; Aspergillaceae. The transcript has 3 exons. The record is from RefSeq and is a predicted model, not a curated record.